This is a messenger RNA of Anopheles moucheti, 832 nucleotides long. It is a transcript of the gene strat, whose product is annotated as guanine nucleotide exchange factor MSS4 homolog. The record is from RefSeq and is a predicted model, not a curated record. Gene Ontology annotation, biological process: small GTPase-mediated signal transduction; post-Golgi vesicle-mediated transport. The coding region runs from base 117 to 554 and encodes 145 amino acids. The transcript is spliced from 2 exons. Gene Ontology annotation, cellular component: membrane; cytosol. Gene Ontology annotation, molecular function: guanyl-nucleotide exchange factor activity; zinc ion binding. Lineage: Eukaryota; Metazoa; Arthropoda; Insecta; Diptera; Culicidae.
AGCAACACUGUUUACAGCAAGUUUUGCUUCUCAAAAAAACAUUCACAUAUUACCAUCGGUGUGCCACCACCUGCCGAAUAACUGCGUGCUGUUUUGGUGCGAGGCUUCGGGAUCUUAUGGUUUCGUCAAGCUAUUAUGCAAAGAUAUCAAGCACGAUAAGAACACACAUAAUGGCCAGCGAAAAUUCGACACCGGCCGACUAUUCGGCACUAAUUGGCGAGGAUGGAAAAAACAAAACAAACGUAAAGUGUGUUCACUGUGGAUCCUUAAUCCUGAAACCGGCCAACAGUGAUUUCGACGGUACAGAGUUCCAACUCCCGCUGGCCAAACAAAAACGCCAAACCGCGGACAAGGAGGACGAGUUUACGAGCGAAACGUUGAAAGACUUCUGGAUGGUGGAGAAUAUGUACACGUUCGAAAACAUUGGCUUCAGCAACACGGUCAACAAUCGUAAAUAUCUUACCUGUGCGGAUUGUGAACUUGGCCCGAUUGGAUAUCACGAUUUGGAGACGAAGAAAUCCUACAUUGCUCUUGCCCGUGUGCAGCACGCGUGAGGUGGUGGUCGGGUGUGAUUGUGAAGCCAGUGUAGACGGCGACGUCCCAUAAUAUGUUAACCUCACAGCGAUGCAUUUGUUUGUGGAUAAGCAGUCCUCAAAUAAAAAAAAACGACACGAUACUUAUUUUGUAACUAUAUAAUUGUCUCCCCACUUUUGUCCUAUUGCAAAAUUUGGUUCUUUGCAUUUAGAAAUGGCUGUAGUUUGAUGAACGGUAUUUCUAAAUGAUAGGAAUAUUAGAGUACUUCCGAUGCGAUCCGUAAUAACAAGAUGAAGAA